This is a messenger RNA of Rhizopus microsporus ATCC 52813, 1134 nucleotides long. Its product is annotated as putative isocitrate dehydrogenase. Gene Ontology annotation, biological process: isocitrate metabolic process; tricarboxylic acid cycle. Gene Ontology annotation, cellular component: mitochondrion. Lineage: Eukaryota; Fungi; Mucoromycota; Mucoromycetes; Mucorales; Rhizopodaceae. The transcript is spliced from 6 exons. Gene Ontology annotation, molecular function: isocitrate dehydrogenase (NAD+) activity; NAD binding; magnesium ion binding. The record is from RefSeq and is a predicted model, not a curated record. Bases 1 to 1134 code for a protein of 377 amino acids.
AUGGCUACAAACAUCAUUCGUCGUCAAUUUGCUACUUCUGCUCAGUCAACACUAAGGAUUGGCUUAAUUCCUGCUGACGGUAUUGGUAGAGAAGUUAUUCCUGCUGCUCGUCGAGUACUCGAAUCCUUAAACUCUGGGCCUAAAUUUGAGUUUGUAAACCUUGACGCUGGAUUUGAGCUUUUCCAAAAGACAGGCACAUCCCUCCCACAAGAGACUAUUGAAGUACUCAAGAAUGAGUGUCAAGGUGCUCUUUUUGGUGCUGUAAGCUCUCCUUCUCACAAAGUAGCUGGCUACUCUUCACCUAUUGUUGCACUUCGCAAGCAUCUGGAUUUAUAUGCUAAUGUUCGACCUGUCAAGUCUGUCAACUCACCUGCUUUUCCUAACCAAAAGCUACUAGAUAUGCUUAUCAUCCGUGAAAACACAGAAUGCUUGUAUAUUAAGUCUGAACGUGAGGAAGUCGAUCCCAAGACAGGUUUAAGAGUGGCUUAUGCUGAUCGCAGAAUUACUGAAUUUGCCUCACAACGCGCCGGUAAGAUGGCGUUCAACAUGGCCUUAACUCGUCAACAACUUCGUGAGCAAAUCCCUAUCGAAAAGCGUUUCUGGAAGAAAAACCCUCGUGUAACAAUUGUACACAAAUCCAAUGUGCUAAGUAUCACUGAUGGCUUAUGGCGUGAGGUGGUUCGUGGUGUUAAGACCGCCAACAAGGAAUACGAUGAUGUUGAUAUGGAAGAACAGCUCGUGGACUCUAUGGUCUACCGUAUGUUCCGUGAACCUGAGGCAUUUGAUGUCGUUGUAGCUCCCAACUUGUAUGGCGAUAUUCUUUCUGACGGUGCCGCUGCAUUAGUAGGCUCUCUUGGUGUCGUCCCUUCUGCCAAUGUUGGUGAUAGUUUUGUCAUGGGUGAACCUGUGCAUGGAUCUGCUCCUGAUAUUGCUGGAAAGGGUAUUGCUAAUCCUAUUGCUGCCAUUCGAUCUGCUGGUAUGCUUCUUGAACAUAUGGGCCACACUACACAAGCACUCAAAAUCUAUGAUGCUGUCGAUGCUGUUUUGGCAGAUGGAUCUGUGCUCACUCCUGACUUGGGUGGAAAGAAUUCCACGAACGACGUGACUGAAGCUGUUUUGAAAAACCUUGCCUAA